CUGCCUGCCGCCGCCGCCGCCGCCGCCGCAGUCCUUAGCUUCCCGGGGACAGGAAACCUUCGAGACCGAGCUGCCACUGCCGCCUCCCCGCCUGCCCCCCAUUCCGCGCGCCUGCCACACCCUCCUCCCCUUCUUCCAGUAUCUUCCGGUGGGGCACUGUAGGGACUCGGCCCGCGCUGCAGUCUCCCCCUCCCGGGGGAAAGCUGUGACCCCCCCCGCAGGAGCGGCGGGGCGGGGUGGGGGGGCCCGGGAGAAGAUGGCGACGCCGGGAAGCGAACCCCAACCUUUCGUCCCUGCCCUCUCGGUGGUUACUCUGCACCCACAUCACCAUCCCCACCACCACCACCACCACCACCAUCAGCACCACGGAGGAACCGGAGCCAGCAGCGGGGUCGGGGGAGGCGGCGGCGGCGGCGGCAGCGGGGGCUUCAACCUGCCCUUGAACCGGGGGCUGGAGCGCGCGCUGGAGGAAGCGGCCAAUUCCGGGGGGUUGAACCUCAGCGCCAGGAAAUUGAAGGAAUUUCCCAGGACCGCGGCCCCAGGGCACGACCUCUCGGACACGGUGCAGGCAGAUUUAUCUAAAAACAGACUGGUCGAAGUCCCAAUGGAAUUGUGCCAUUUUGUAUCACUGGAAAUUCUUAAUCUGUAUCAUAAUUGCAUCAGAGUCAUUCCUGAGGCCAUUAUUAAUCUGCAGAUGCUGACUUACUUAAACUUGAGUCGAAAUCAGCUGUCUGCCCUGCCUGCCUGCCUGUGUGGUCUGCCUCUCAAAGUCUUAAUUGCAAGUAACAACAAACUUGGAUCGCUGCCAGAAGAGAUAGGUCAGCUCAAACAGUUGAUGGAGUUGGAUGUCAGCUGCAACGAGAUCACGGCCUUGCCCCAGCAGAUAGGUCAGUUGAAAUCUCUACGGGAACUGAAUGUCAGAAGAAAUUACCUUAAAGUUUUACCACAAGAACUAGUAGAUCUUCCCUUGGUAAAGUUUGACUUUUCCUGCAAUAAAGUGCUCGUGAUUCCCAUUUGUUUUAGACAGAUGAAACAGCUGCAAGUAUUACUACUUGAGAACAACCCUUUGCAGUCUCCUCCAGCACAGAUUUGCACAAAGGGCAAAGUGCACAUAUUCAAGUAUCUGAGCAUACAAGCAUGUCAGAUUAAGACAGCUGACUCCCUUGAUCUCCACACGAUGGAGAGGCCACAUUUCCACCAGCCCGUGGAGGAUAGCAAGAAGGAUUCUGAUUCGGGUGUCGGAAGUGAUAAUGGAGAUAAGCGUUUAUCUGCCACAGAGCCUUCUGAUGAAGACACUGUUAGCCUCAAUGUGCCAAUGUCAAACAUCAUGGAAGAAGAACAGAUCAUCAAGGAGGACUCAUGCCAUCACCGUAGCCCAGUUAAAGGGGACUUUCAUCAGGAAUUUCAACCAGAGCCUUCCCUUUUGGGUGACAAUGACAACUCAGGAGAAGGAAGAGGCCAAUUUACUGAUGGAACAGAUGUUCUCCGUUCAGAAUUUAUAACCUAUAUUAAGGAUAGGGCUGAGGACUGUGAAGAACUGUUACGGAUAGAAGAGGACACGCACUGGCAACCUGAGGGAAUAAUAAGUUCAUCCAAAGACCAGGACAUGGAUAUAGCGAUGAUUGAACAACUGAGAGAAGCAGUAGAUUUGCUGCAAGAUCCCAACAGAUUAAGCACUGAUAUUACAGAGAGAAAUGUUGUAAACUUUUAUCCUGUGGAAUCAGCAGAAGCCUUAGACUUACAAGAUUCUGCACUAAAUGGUCAAAUACAGCUGGAGACCUCUCCGGUGUGUGAGGUGCAAAAUGAUCUCACAUCACAGAGCAAUGGGAGCGAGUAUUCUCCAAAUGAGAUGAGAGGGAACUCGCCUGCCAUCUCUCCCACCACCAACAGCACAGCUCCAUUUGGCCUCAAGCCUCGAUCAGUGUUUCUAAGACCUCAGAGAAAUUUGGAAUCUAUAGACCCACAGUUUACAAUUCGGAGGAAAAUGGAACAGAUGAGAGAGGAGAAGGAACUGGUGGAACAACUCCGUGAGAGCAUCGAGAUGAGACUCAAGGUCAGCCUGCACGAAGACCUGGGGGCCGCACUCAUGGAUGGCGUGGUCCUCUGCCACCUGGUCAAUCACAUCCGCCCGCGAUCCGUCGCAAGCAUCCACGUCCCCUCACCAGCAGUUCCCAAACUUAGCAUGGCCAAAUGCAGAAGAAAUGUGGAAAACUUUUUGGAAGCAUGCCGAAAAUUAGGAGUACCAGAGGAAAAACUGUGUCUACCCCAUCACAUCCUUGAAGAGAAAGGCCUGGUCAAAGUGGGCAUUACCGUUCAAGCGUUACUAGAUGUAACGGUAACGAAGACUCUGUUCACAUGAAACCAGCCCCUCUCCUUGGGGUCGGUUCAGACUCUCCUCUCGUCCGAAGUCCUGGACUCUGCUCUCAGCACCCGCUCCUCCUGCCCUCCCACUCACUGCCUGUCAGUUCCCUGGCUCUGGUUGCAUCGAAGGGAGGACAGAAGGGAAGAUUGUCCGCCUUCCAGAACUGACUUCCAUUGUUAAGAUAGGAGAGAUACUUACCUUAAAGCCAGUGAGGGAGCUGCCAGCGAAGACCUGAGCAGCACAUCAAUGCCUUUUACAACCUCCUUCAUCCCUUCCACGCUCACCUACUGCCAUUACCAACACACCAAGCACAACCGUUUUGCAACAAGAUGCAUUUGUUUUAUUCAAACCAAACUUCUUGUGUAUUUAGUGGGGGGAGGGGGACACAAUCAGGUUUCUCACCACCAAAUUUUUCAAGACGUUUCUUGAGACCAUUGCCUUUUAAAAAACUAUUUUCGACAUACAAAAUAUUUAUAUAAAUAUUAUUUAUUAGUGAGUUGUUAUUCAUCCUUUGGAUGCAAAUUGUAAAUUAGGAAACUAUUUUAUUACUGCUUUUUUGUGGUUAAACACUUUAUUUUAAUAUUAUAAAUAUUGAAUUAUUUUCUAUCCUCUUUGGUGUGCAGUAGUUCUAGGUCUCAGUAAUCAUGUAUUCUGGUGUAUGUGACUCAGCAAAAAAAAAAAAAAAAAAAAAAUUUAAGCCAAAAACAGGUGCUUCUGUGACAAGAACUGUUUUCUGGGGAGGCAUUAUUUACACUUAGGUUUAUGGAACAUGGUUUUAUUUAUAUUUCUGCAUUCCAUCCAGUUUCCUACAUUCCAGCAGCCCUGUUGUCCUCUCACAUAACAAACCGACUGAAAUCAAGAGAGCACCCCAAAGUUAUUUGUAAAUAGCUGUGAUGAAGAAAAAAAAAGGCAUAUUAAACUUGAAGAUGAAAUGUGAACAAUUAUUUUUUUGGAUUCAGACUUAUUUUGCUAUGCACAAAACAUUCACGUUUUAACACAAAGAACUCGUAAGUGUUAGCGUCAUGUGUCUUGAAGUAUAAUUUUGCACUGUAACUUGGCUAAUGAAAGAAAGUCUAGCACCAAAGGUAGAUAAUAAGGAAAUGGUCUAGGUAAGUAGAGAUAAGAAAAAGUCUAUUGUUUGACGACAAAGCUUUUGUAAGGACAGCUUUGACUGAGUGAGCAAGAAUGGCACACGGCACAUAGGACCUGGAUCAGGACCAGCCCUUCUCACAGCUGCCAGCCUGUCUUAAAAGAGAAAAUGAUUCCGAGAGGCAGACGUGCUCGUUUCAUUGUAAUUUAGUCGGCGGCUUCCCUAAAACGCUGCAGAAUUCACGGCCUCUGCUGUGAAACCACGGGAAUGAGUCCCCCACUGGGGGGGGCAGCCACCCGUUACACCAACACAGGCUCAGGAACGGGCUCGGGAAGGGCUGUUGGGAGACGGAGUAGCCUAGGAAGGAGGAAGUUCAGUCAAAACAAGGCUAAGAAGAGCCAGCAAAGGAAAGGGACCUGUGCUGGCUUGAGGGACUCACGUAAGGCGUCACAGACACGCUUCCACGCGUGGGCAUUGGCCCCGCAGUUACAGAUAGCCCGCUCGUUCGUCUUCCAAAGUCUCGAGAAGGUCGACUGCAGCCUCACUUCCAUGAGAAGCCGUUGUAAGUGUCGGGAGACAGAUACCCGGGUGGGCGCUGCGAGGAUGGGAGGCACUGAACACAGACGCCCGUCAGUCAAUGCCACGGCUGCCCUGUGCCGGGGGCGAGAUAGGGGCGGUUACUGGAAACGGUCAUUUGGAUUGGCAGCUAGCAGUUAUUUCCUGUCAGAUGUACUGUGCACUUUAACCUAACAUAAGAUAUAUUUUAAUAUGUUCCUGUACUGCACAAAUACCUGUUCUGUCAAAUAGCGUCAUGAUGUAAAAGAGAAAGGCGUUUUGGGCAAAGAGCCUAUUCAAGGUCAACAACAUGCCAAGGUCGAUAUGGAAAUAAGAAUGCAGAUUGCCGCACCUUGACGGGCAUUCAGAACGCAGGGUCCUGAAAUAUUUUUUUUACGUGUGUAUAUGGCAAACAUGAAGCUCUGUAAUCCUUGUUCUGAGAGAUUUUCCCCCCCAAAUUAAAAUAUUUCUUUUGAUACUAAUCUUCAGUAUUUUUCUUAAAGUUGGCUGUAUAAUACAAAUGACUUCAA
Messenger RNA from Callorhinus ursinus (northern fur seal), 4537 nucleotides. RefSeq names its product leucine rich repeats and calponin homology domain containing 1 (gene LRCH1). The record is from RefSeq and is a predicted model, not a curated record. Gene Ontology annotation, cellular component: cytoplasm. Gene Ontology annotation, molecular function: protein binding. Lineage: Eukaryota; Metazoa; Chordata; Mammalia; Carnivora; Otariidae.